Musca vetustissima is the source of this 1800-nucleotide messenger RNA. Its product is annotated as zinc finger protein 135. The record is from RefSeq and is a predicted model, not a curated record. Lineage: Eukaryota; Metazoa; Arthropoda; Insecta; Diptera; Muscidae. The transcript has 3 exons. Gene Ontology annotation, molecular function: RNA polymerase II cis-regulatory region sequence-specific DNA binding; DNA-binding transcription factor activity, RNA polymerase II-specific. Gene Ontology annotation, cellular component: nucleus. The coding region runs from base 17 to 1747 and encodes 576 amino acids. Gene Ontology annotation, biological process: regulation of transcription by RNA polymerase II.
ACCUCAUGCAAGCAAGAUGCACCUCAAUCAUGCAACAGCAGUAAGCACGGCCGCCAUGAUCAAUUAUCAGCAUUAUGCACCGGCACAAAUUGCCACUUCCCAUGGGGUCACCACCUCGACAAAUCAACAUCAGACAAUUUCUGCAGCCGGACUGCAGCAGACCCCCUUUACACUACACCAGCUAACAGCAGUACAAGCCAUACAGCAUCCUACUCAUCAGGCCAUGUUGCAUCCGCAACAUCCGCUUGUCCAUCUGUUGGACAUAUCGACAACGGCCGCCAAUACAUCGAAUAUCAAUCACCCGGCGCCAAUAACACCAAUGACGGUAACUAAGGUGGAAAUGCCGGAGGAGAUGCCCGAGCCACAGAUUGAUGAUCCGCGCAAAAAGAAGCAGUGCCACAUUUGUAAGAACAAGUUUCGUCAAUUGACCACGCUGAGGAACCACAUGAAAAUACACACCGACGAAAGACCCUACAAGUGUAAACACUGUGAAAAGGCCUUCCGUCAGAUAUCCACUCUAACGAAUCAUGUUAAAAUUCAUACCGGCGAGAAACCGUUUAAAUGCAAUAUUUGCUCCAAGGAUUUUCGUCAACAAUCGACUUUAAUCAAUCACAUCAAAACGCAUAAGGUUUUUGCCUCACUAGCAGAACAACAACAAAAUGGAACGGCUGGACCUUUAUUAAAUUUUCAACCGCCCCAAACAACGCAGGGUACUUCACGUAAAGGACAGUCAAAAGCCGCUGCUCAUGCAGCAACGGCUCAAUUAAUACAUCAACAACAGCAACAAUUGCUACAGCAGCAGCAACAACAAGGGCAAAGUACAAUAAUAUAUACCCCACAACAAAGACAAAAUAUAACCAAGAGUCUUUAUACAGGCAGUUAUAAUUCACCACAGGCCGAUGAGCUGGUCAAGCCGUAUCAGUGUCAUAUUUGUAAACGAAGGUUCCCACAGUUAAGUACCCUGCAGAAUCACGAGCGCACCCACAUUGAUCCUAAACCCUAUAAAUGUGAUGGUUGCGACAAGGCAUUCAGUCAGCUGGCAACGCUUGCCAAUCACAAGAAGAUCCAUUCGGGCGACAAACCGUACGCCUGCCAAUACUGCUGUAUGACGUUCCGGCAACAGAGUACGCUCAACAAUCACAUGAAGACCCAUGCCAAUCAGGUGGCCACCAUAACGUCGCAUAACACCGCUCUGGGAGGAACAACAGGCACAGGAGGCGGCGGAGCAGCUCAGAAUCAUCAAACACAUGGUAAUAGUAACAUCCCUUUAGCAGCUGCUACCAUCAUGGUUACACCAACAGCUACAGGACAUUUACAAAUACAGCCCCAAGUAGAACACCACCCUUUGUUACAUUUUCUCGAUAGUAACACCACCGUCAGCACCCUAAGUAAUAAGGAACAGUUCGCCUCGUCCAAUAAUAAUAACAAUAAUAAUGCCGGUGGCCCAACUCCGACCGGAGUCGUUGCUCAUUGUAUACGUAACAGUUGCCCAGAUCGUCCAUUUAUGUGUAGUGUCUGUCGUCGGGCCUUUUCACAGCAGAGUACGCUGACCAAUCACUUGAAGACCCAUACCGGCGAGAAGCCAUACAAAUGCAAAAUAUGCGAAAGUCACUUCCGACAAGUCUCCACAUUGAAUAAUCACAUGAAAAUUCAUACUGGCGAAAAGCCAUAUGCAUGUUCCUAUUGUCCAAAACAAUUUAGACAAAAAAGUACACUAACUAACCAUGUGCGCAUACAUACCGGUUGAAAUACAGCAGCCACGGUUGGCGACGCCGUUGCUGCUGAUGCCGCUGCCAUUUC